This is a messenger RNA of Mugil cephalus (flathead mullet), 1229 nucleotides long. RefSeq names its product leptin-like. The transcript has 3 exons. Lineage: Eukaryota; Metazoa; Chordata; Actinopteri; Mugiliformes; Mugilidae. The coding region runs from base 106 to 666 and encodes 186 amino acids. The record is from RefSeq and is a predicted model, not a curated record.
AUGAGAAGGAGAGAGGUAAGUGAGGGGGCGGACAAAGAGGGAAUAGAGGGUCGGAGAGAGGUGAGUAAUAGAUGAGUCAGUGGCCCUCUACUAUAAGAUACCCUGAUGGAGCCCAACAGUGGCAUACACAAAGACACCAGCCAAGAAAUACCAGCUCCACUCUGCGCAACCCACGGAAAUACUACAGAUAUGAACUACAAGCUGGCCCUCCUGUUUUCUGCGCUUCACGUCUUAAGCCUUGGCACAGCAGCUCCUCUGUCCGAGGAAGACAUGAAGGCAAAGGUGAAGUUUGCGGCCAAGCAGCUGCUCGUCAGGCUGGACAACGUCGAGUAUCCUCCUGACGUGACACUCAGCGCCCCUUUCGACAACCUGGACGGACUGUCCUCCGUGGUGACGGUCUUGGAGGGUUACAACGGCCUGAUGUCCAACGCGCUCGACGACGUGGCCCUGGUCAAGAGCGACCUCAGCUCGCUGACGGGCUACCUCAGCGAGUGGAGGCAGGGACGCUGCAGCCAGCAGCUGCCAAAGCCGCCGGUGACGGGCCCGCUGCUGCAGCUGCAGAGUCAAAAAGAGUUCAUUCACACCGUGAGCAUCGAGGCUUGCUUGAGGGUGAAGGAGUUCCUCAACCGGCUGCAGAAGAACCUGGACCAGCUCAAGACUUGCUGAGAUUGAGAUGGACACUAGGAGCAAUACUUUUUAAGUUAUUGGUCUAAUUGCUGGGCAAGUCUGACUUAAUAUUCCCACCAUGUGAAGGAAAUUUAUUCUUGAACUUGCACUUAUUUAUACAUUAUUUUGGUUAUAUAUUGUAUUCAGGAAAUUUUGUAAGGAGCAUUAGAUUUUCAUAGGGAUGUUUACAACUUGAAUGAAGUUUCCUCAGAAAUGCGAAUCGCCCCAUGUUUUAUAGAUGCGUUUUAUGGGCAGAUCCGCUCAAGAGUGAUAAAGCUGAAGCGUACCACUGCAGGUAGAGGAAAUGUCCUAAUAAGCAGCGCCGGCUGCCCUGUAAAUUCCUGGACAUCAGCUUGAAACUUGCCAAGAACAGCAGAUGUGUUUGUGUGAGAACUACGAGCACCGGAAGGGUAAAGGGCAACUUUCACUUCAGUGCAAUAUCACCAGAUCUUCCAAAAUGUCUAUUUAUCUCCAAAGCUGGCAUUGUGUGUAUUUUUUUACCGUUGCACUAUUUUUGUAUUACUAUUGGAUUUAAAACAUGAAUAAAUAUUUAAUAACAAAUA